Morus notabilis is the source of this 1487-nucleotide messenger RNA. RefSeq names its product transcription factor MYB44. Gene Ontology annotation, molecular function: DNA-binding transcription factor activity, RNA polymerase II-specific; RNA polymerase II cis-regulatory region sequence-specific DNA binding. The transcript has a single exon. The record is from RefSeq and is a predicted model, not a curated record. Gene Ontology annotation, cellular component: nucleus. The coding region runs from base 200 to 1111 and encodes 303 amino acids. Gene Ontology annotation, biological process: regulation of DNA-templated transcription. NCBI's taxonomy places the organism in Eukaryota, Viridiplantae, Streptophyta, Magnoliopsida, Rosales, Moraceae.
CCAGUCCUGUAACAUCUCCGCUCUCUCAUACCAAGGUGAGGCUCCGCCUCCACCACCACUACUGCUAAGCCCUUUCAUUUUUCCCUUUCCUGUACAAAUUUUCCCAAAAACACUAAAACUAGUCUUUUUUAUCAUCUUUUUUUUUUCUUUUUAAAUUUCUAUCUUAGUUCAUCGCGUUGUAAUUAUAGUUUUUUUUGAGAUGGAUUCGACGAGGAAAAACUUGGAUCGGAUAAAAGGUCCAUGGAGCCCAGAAGAGGACGAGGCGUUACGGAGGCUGGUCCAGAACUACGGCCCAAGAAACUGGUCUCUGAUCAGCAAAUCGAUUCCCGGCCGAUCCGGCAAGUCUUGCCGUCUGCGGUGGUGCAACCAGCUAUCGCCGGAGGUCGAGCACCGGCCUUUCAGCCCCGAAGAGGACGACACCAUCAUCAGAGCCCACGCCACGUAUGGCAACAAGUGGGCUACCAUCGCUCGCCUCCUCAACGGCCGGACCGACAACGCCAUUAAGAACCACUGGAACUCCACGCUCAAGCGGAAAUGCUCCUCCCUCUCGGAGGACUUCAACGGCGAGCCUAACGACUGCCCUCCUCUCAAGAGAUCCGCCAGCCUCGGCGCCGGUAACCCCGGUAGCCCUUCCGGAUCCGACCUUAGCGAUUCGAGCUUGCCUGGCGGCGUUUCUCUUUCGCAAGUUUUCAGAUCGGUUCCGAGAACAGGACCGGUUUCUCCGACGAUUCCACAGCAGGUUGACACAUCGUCCUCCGCCGCCGCUGAUCCGCCGACCUCGCUCAGUCUCUCGCUUCCGUCUCCCGAUUCCUCGGAAGUAUCGAAUCGCAAUCGGAAUACUGCGGUUCCACAGGCUGUAGCAGUGCCGCCGAUACCUGAGGCGUUGAUGUUGCGAGGAGAAGGAAGUUUUGCGGUGGAGGGGAAUCAGAGCGGUCAGUUUGGGUAUGAGAAGCCGUUCUUCAGUGCAGAGUUUCUGGCUGUGAUGCAAGAGAUGAUCAGAAAGGAAGUGAGAAACUACAUGUCUGGGAUUGAGCAGAAUGGUCUGUAUUUGCACACUGAAGCUGUUAGGAACGCCGUGAUUAAGCGCAUCGGAGUUAGCAAGAUCGAGUAGCUGAAACUGAAACCAAAAAAAAAAAAAGGAAAAGAAAAAAGAUGAAUUUGAUCGCCAUGAUCAAAUUGCAGAGCAAUGAGCUAGGCCAAUGCAGGAGCUGAUCUUUGUUAUUAAAAUUUCCGUUUCUUUCGGUUUUUUUUUUUUCCAAAUAUAAAUAGCAAUGGAAAUAAUUUUGGUAGUGUACAGAGGGAAAAUUGGGGGAGGAGGAAAUGUGAAAAAAAAGGGUGAGGGUUAUUGGGCGGUGGAUGGAAAUCUGAGAAACAAUUUCCUUUUUCAAAUAUUUAGAACAAAAUCGAAAAAAAAAAAUAAUAGAAAUUUUACCAUCGAAAGUCCAAACGGUGUGUUAUUAAUUGGACACAGUUUUCCUUUAAUCAAA